Molecule: messenger RNA, 2681 nt
Organism: Cadophora gregata
Lineage: Eukaryota; Fungi; Ascomycota; Leotiomycetes; Helotiales; Ploettnerulaceae
Exons: 2
Coding region: 112-2082 (656 amino acids)
Biological process (GO): protein secretion
Cellular component (GO): endoplasmic reticulum membrane
Molecular function (GO): protein binding; guanyl-nucleotide exchange factor activity; GTPase activator activity
Source: RefSeq, a predicted model, not a curated record
UGGACACCCGCCUAGAGAGCUUCGUCAUAACACCUUUCUGAUUUCCAGCUUCAACUUCACAAGAGCAGAUAAUUCGCAUCUGCGACUACAAGUGCUCAUCGCAGAAUAGUUAUGGCACCUUUAAUUCCUUCCGCAAAGGCCACCUUGUCCUAUCCUCUCUAUGCAGUAGAUUUCGACCCCCUCGAUUCAACGCGAUUGCUUGUAGGAGGCGGAGGCGGCGCGGGGAGAACAGGCGUUGGGAAUAAAAUCACACUCCUUGAUACAUCAAAUCCCAACGAGCUCCAAGAACUGCGCGACAUCGAGCUCAGCAAAGACGAAGACAAUGUGACGAGUCUAGCAGUCGGAGUAGAUCAGGAUGGAUCGCCCCUUGUCUUCGCGGGUGUGAAUUCCAGCCCGGCAGAUAUGGAGAAGGGCAAGAAUCUUCAUUUCCGCGUCUUCAGGACGGAUGCCUCUGCGACUGCGAAAGGCAAAGCUGUUGCGAAGAAGGCGGCUGCGGAUAAGAUCACCGAGAUCUCGAGGUCUACAUUAUUCCAAGGGACAGAGAAGGAGCUGUAUCAGAGGAUUACGAGGUUAUCGAAGCCGUUUCAGGGACAGCCUCAGCUGGGCGCUGUUGCGACGGGGUUGUCCAAGGCCGCGGAAAUUGUGCUGUUCGAUACGACGUCUACGAGUCCGCCGAAGUCGAGGGGCGGGGUGCAGAGUAAUAAGGAGGCUGUGGAUGUGGAUUUCAUUCAGACGGGGAAAGACGAGUACUUCUUUGCUUACUGCGAUGAGCAUGAUAUCUAUCUGAAAAAGAUAUCUGCAGAGACGGAUGCUGAGGAGCCAGAAUGUGUUUACAUUACGCCUGCGACAAGGGACGCCCAAAGGCCGACAACUCCAAAGUUUCGGGCAUUGAGGUUUCUGUCGAAGGAUUUCAUUAUCAUGCUCACGAACAUCGCGAGUAAUAGCGGGGUCGUCCUACAGAUCUUCCGUAUACCACCCAGCGGGAAAGGCCAAUGCCGACUCUCACAAUCAAUACGCCUCCCCUCGAGAAUAACCAAAGCCACCGGCCUUGCAGUAUCGAACCUCACUCCUCCAGUCUCACCUACCUCACCACAAGGAUACACGCAAUUUGUCAUCGCUGUUGCUGGCCACGAUAUCUCGAUUUCCCUUUUCAAAGUCGACCUCCAAGUCGAAGGAACCGUCUCCCUAGUAUCCAAAAUCAAACCCUUCCGCACCUUCAAAAACGUCCACCCACUCCAAAUAACCGGCCUAUCAUUCUCCAACUUCACACCUCCAACUCACCCCGUCACGGCCCAAACUCCUCCACAGCAUCUCAAACUCGCAAGUGUAGGAGUAAGCAACACGGUAGUAGUGCACACCCUCCCACUCUUCCCCGUCCCCCUAUCCGUCAAGCGAGGCCAGUCCAAAACACCACGCUACGUCGUCGCUCUACCAUCCUCAGCCGCCGUCUUCGGAAUGGGAAUCCUAGUCUCCAUCAUCGGCAUCGCACUAGCAUCUAUCAUCAUCCAAGGCAUUCUCGAGAUCCGUGGCGGUGUACCCGUUUACCUGAACGCGAGGAAUCGUCUUCCUAUUGUGUUGCAGGAGAAGUUAGGAAGGCCGUAUGAGUUCCCUGAGGGGUAUAAACCCGUUCCGUCAAGUCUCGGUAGCGAUACUGCAGUUUCCAAAAUCAACGUCCACCCUACAGGUAUAAACCACCACCAUAUUGGCGUCCCUCUCGACUCAGACACUGACCCAGAAUCAACAGACGGAUCCGGACCCGCUUCCACCACGCCUACCCCCCUCCCAGAAUUCUUCCAAGACCUAAAACUGCAACAAAAAGCCUUCUCAGACUACGUCGUGGUCCUCCGCGAAGGAGAGGGGGAAAGCGACGAGGCCGCUGUCGAGAUGCACGUCCACGACGAGGAGAAGCACGGCAAGCACGAGGCUAAGACGUGGGAGGAGUUGCCGCGGGAGCAGAAGGAGGGUUGGAAGAGAAGGUUGAGCGAGGCGGGGCAUUGGGCGGAGGAGAUGGGGGAGAGUGUUUUGAAGGGGGUGCUGUUUAGUGAGCUUGCUGGGGUGGUGGGCGGUGCUGUUAGGGGGUAGAGGGGAAGGGUUGAGAGGGGGAUGGAGUUGGAAAUGGGGUCGUGUAAAGUAGGAUCGAGCAGAGAGGGAAUGUGAAUAUGAAUCCAUCCAUCCCGUCGAGAGGGAGGCGGCGCGGCGGGGCGGGUUGUUGGGUGUGGGGUAUUGAGGCGCGAAUGUGAGAUGCAAUGCUCGCUCUCUAUAGAACGCUACCUUACCUACCUAAGUCAUCAUAUUGAAGGAAUAUAAAGUAAAGUAAAUCAAAGCCUACAGAUCAUCGACUCGACGAUGCGUUUGAUUUUGUUAUUGAUAUGGGUGUUGGUAUCGAAAUCGCAUCGCCUAUCAUCAAUGAAAAGAAACUUGAAGAUUGAUCCCUGGUACAUAUAUGUAAGCAUGCAUGUAUGUAUUGAGAUGUGAUGUUGGAUCUAGCUUGGCGUGUGCGUGAGUGUUUGAGAGAUGCUCGUAUCUGUAUUCUUACUUAUGCUUCAUUUCAAUAUUUGAGAUGCAGAUAUCAUUCUUGAUGGUUUCAAGGCUCGUAUGUCUACUUCUUGUAGUGGUUCGUGCCCAUGUAGGAGGAGAGGGGUAAAGUACUGACGGUAUAGCGGUACAUAAGAACUGUAGGG